CAUUCAUACCAGUUUAAAAAUGGCUGUAAAAGCAUAAACGUCAGUUGUUGACUGUUCUGUAUAACACUUAUUUUUGCCAAAUACACUCAAAAUAAAUAAUAAAUAGUUUAGUUUAAAUUGUAACAUUGUGGUGAUUUUAAAAUGUCCAGUGAAUCAGUGAAAAACUUCUCAAGUUUGGAAACGCCAGGGUAUGUUGGUUUUGCGAAUUUGCCAAAUCAAGUUCACAGAAAGUCUGUGAAAAAAGGUUUCGAGUUUACUUUAAUGGUAGUUGGAGAGAGUGGACUCGGAAAGUCUACUUUAGUUACCUCUUUAUUUUUGACUGAUUUAUAUCCAGAAAGACUUAUUCCAGAUGCUGUGGAAAAAAUGAAACAGACUGUGAGAUUAGAACCUUCCACUGUUGAGAUAGAAGAAAGGGGUGUAAAACUGAGACUUACUGUAGUCGAUACUCCUGGAUACGGAGAUGCUAUUGACAAUAGGGAUUCUUUUGACGAAAUAAUUGGUUAUAUUAACCAACAAUUUGAGCGAUUUUUAAAAGACGAAUCCGGUUUAAAUCGAAAGAACAUAAUGGACAACAGAGUGCAUUGUUGCUUCUACUUCAUCUCACCUUUUGGGCAUGGAUUGAAACCCUUAGAUAUAGAGUUUAUGAAGAAGCUUCAUAAUAAAGUAAACAUAGUUCCUGUGAUUGCCAAAGCUGACGUUCUAACGAAAAAAGAAAUGCAGAAAUUAAAGAAAACUGUACUGGAUGAAAUUGCUCAAAACGGAAUAAGAAUUUAUUCUCUCCCUGAAUGUGAUUCGGAUGAAGAUGAAGAAUAUAAGGAACAGGUACGUCAAUUAAAACAAGCUGUUCCUUUCGCUGUUUGUGGAGCAAACACCGAAUUAGAAGUGAGGGGCAGAAAGGUGAAAGGGCGCUUGUAUCCAUGGGGUGUAGUCGAAGUCGAGAAUCCCGAACACUGUGAUUUUAUCAAAUUAAGAACAAUGUUAAUAACGCACAUGCAAGAUCUCCAGGAGAUUACGCAACAAGUCCAUUACGAGAACUACAGAUCUGAAAGAUUGGCCAAAGAGGGUCCCGUAGCUAAGAGAAAUCCCGGGGAAGAAAAACCAGCUCCAGUUAGUGAUAAAGAUAGGAUUCUGCAAGAAAAAGAAGCUGAGCUGAAGAGAAUGCAAGAGAUGAUAGCCGCAAUGCAAGCCAAAAUGCAGCAAACAACGCAGUAAUUUUUACUUUGUAAUGUAUGUGUUAAGUUCUACAUAUCUUGAAAUUGCCUAUACCGCCAAUACUAUUCAUUAAGAUUUUCUUGAUAUUAAUUCGAUCUCAUUUUAACAACUAUUGUAAGACGUGUUAAGGUGAGACAAUAAAUUAAUAUUAGGAUUUGUUAAAAAUUAACUAAGAUCCGAUGUGAGUUGAUCAAUUAAUUAUAUGUUGAAUUAAAAGCCCCCCCCCCCCCCGUUAUUUUUUAAAUUGUCUUUUUUACGUUCUAUGGUACGAUAGGUUGUCUUUUUAGUUUUGUAUAUAUAGCCAUAAAAACAAACAAUAUAUAGACUUAAAGUACUUUAUUGCUUUUCAGAAUAAUGUCCCACCAAUAUUAAUAUACUUUUGCAUUCGUUCAAACCAAUUGGUAAAACAGUUAUUCCAGUCUUCAGUUGACACCUGCAAAAUGGCUAUUUUAAAGGCAUCGAUAGCUUCUUUUGGCGACUGGAAUCGCCUCCCACGCAUUGAAUCGACUCCCACGAUCUUUGGGAACUGAAGAAGUCGUUGGAAACAUUGGGGCUAUACAGUGGACGGUUUAACAAUUCGAUGUUUUCAAGCUCCAAAAACUCUGUUGUCUUUUAGACAGUGUGAGCACUUGCAUUGUCAUGAUGUAGGAUGAUUCGUCGUUGUUUGUUGCUUUGUCGGAGUUUCGCGAUAACUUCUGGUAAACAAACGGUUAUAUGCCAAUCAGAAGUAAUCUUCCUUCGAUCUUCCAAAGCUGCCACAUGACCAGAUUUUGACACAAAAUCUGGUUGCGACCAUUUUCUUUGACACAUUUCGAGAACGUAUCACUUUUUUUGGUUUUUCCUCAUCGUGAAACACCCACACAGCGGAUGGGCGUUUAUUUUCCGGUUGGUAGGAGUAAAUCCAAGAUUCAUCGCUACUAAUAAUAAUAUAAACGUUUUUUGAGCUUAAACCGUUCCAGUGUUGUUGAAUUUUGUUGAACCGUUCCAAUGUUUUUCGACACCAAUUGGCGCGAACCGCUUUUUUGCUCUUCUGUGACCAAAUGAGGUAUCUAGCGGCAAACCAACUUUCUAACACCCAGUGUUUCAUGUAGGAUCUUUUGAAUCGAUGUCUUUGAUAUGCUCAAAGAUGUCUCUAUCUCCCGGUAUGUUACACGGCAGUCAUUCUUAAUUAGCUGACUAACCGCAUCAAUGUUUUGCGGCGUGACUGAUGUUUUGGGUGGACCUGGCCUGGAUUCGUCGCUGACACUGGAGCGACCACGUUGAAAUUCGUAAUACCAGCGGGAGAUAGUUGACUGGUGUGAUGCUCCAUUCCCAAACACAGAAACCAUUUCAGCGUGACAGUGCUGUUGGGAUAAUCCUCUCCGAAAAUUGUAAAAAAUUACUGCUCGAAAAUGUUCUCGGCUAAGAUCCAUUUUUCGACACUUGCUAAUUUCAAAAAUUCUCUGUAUCUACACGACUUGUUGUAUCGCAACGAAACUCUGGAUUUAUGCCAACAAAAGAUUGAGGUUACAUUUGUGUCGGAAGGCUUUAUUUGUGGCGCUCUCUAAACGGCUAUAUGUAAAACUAAAAAGACAGGCCACUUAUAACAUUUGAUUGUAUUCGCUCCGAGCGUUACUAAACUGUCAAAGCAAAGUCGACCGACCUGCUCAUGGUGGCGGUUGCUUGAAAUACUUGUAAGGACGAUUUAGUGUAUGUUUAAAUGGGAUAUUUUAAAAAAAUGCCAUAUCACGCUAUUUGUUGUGUUGUUCACUGUAAGAAUACAUGAAGAAAUUGUGAUGUGAAAUACCUUUAUUUUCCUCGUUUCCAAAAAAAAAUUAGAUUAAAGAAUAAAAUUGAUUAAUGAUCUUAAAAGAAUUAAGUGAGUUUAACUCCAUAUAUACAAGGGAUAUGACAAUAUACACAUGAUAUAAUGAUAUUAUUUAUGUUUUUGUAAGUUUCAUACAUAUUACAUACACUUCUUAGCUCUGAUAAAUCCGAAUUGACUCCAAAAUUUACGGAUACUGUAUGUCCUAUAUAAUAAAUAUAAUAAAUGUCUAUCGCAGAAUAUGACAAUAAAUCUGUAUUAACAACAAAAAAUAUUUUUAUUGAGCUAUAAAUGACACUAUACAAGAAUAACUAACGAAAUUUUAACAAUUUGUAUUGGGCUAUUAUCACUAGAAAAUAAAAUAUUCAAGUUUAACAAAAUAAUCCCAUAAGACUCAAUGUUAAAACGUCCUUACAAAUGUGACAGCGUGUCAUGUGACUGUAAAUAGAGGGGAGACGCAUGGAGCCAAUAGAGAGAUAUCGCAAAGGCAAACGUUAUUAGUGUGUCAAGACGUAAAUAAGGGAUAACGGUAUAUUCCAACACAGGUAUCAAGAGAGUUAUAGCAAAUGCUCUGGGGGCAGGGCUUAACGUUAUUAUGACAACCGACUUUUGGGAUAAAAAUGUAACCUAGAAAUUAAUGUUAAGGAAUACUGUAAUUGUUUUUUAUUGAAAAAUAAAUUUGGACAUUGAGCAGGUUGACAUUUAUUUUAAUUUUAAUGAUUUGACAAACAAUAAAUAUAAAUAAUCUCUAUCAAAAUAAUAUAAAAUAUCUGAAUAACUAAUAUCCUAACCACAAAAAGUAGUCUAUUGCAGACAAAAUAAGAACGCAACGUAUUUCUCAACACAAGGAACAAGAUCAUUCACAGUUUUUAGUUUAUAAAAUUUGUAUUCUAUAAAUUAUUUUUAUGUUUCAUCCCAAAUGUCAAAUUAGCGUUAACGUUAUUACCGUCCCUUAUUUCAACCUAAAUAGCGGGACACGUUAUCCGGUAUUAGCGUAACAUUCACUCUGCGCUUGCGUACAUGUCAAAAUAGCGUAUUCCGCUAUUAGCGUGCGAUAAAAAUGCAUUUGCGAUAUCUCUCUAUUAACUAGGUCUCUUUCGAUGUCAUCAGAACAAACGACAUAAUGACAAGAGCGUAGGCAAAAAGGGUAUGGUAAAACGAUAUUUUGAUGAUCCAAAUUUGUCACCAAAAAUUUAAAUAUUUCAUAGGUCAACUUUAAAAUCGUUUUUUUAUAUUUUUUUAUUCAUAUUUGCGUAUUUUUAUUACUUAUAUGACUAUAUAUUAUUACAAAUUAAAAUAUUUUAUUACGUUUCAAUCUUUGAGGUCCUCAUUUCGUGGUAAAAUAUUUUAAAGUUACAUUUAUAUUACCGAAAAAAGAUACUUAUAUGUAUGUAUUAUCAAAGUGAGUUAGUAUUUUUCUAUAAAUAAGGCUAUAAAAGAUGGAAUUAUAUAGAGUUCGGAAGAUCUUGUUAAUAUUGCCCAUUAUUAUAACGCUGCAGGUAAUUUCAAAAUCAAAUAUGAAAGGAUUUCAUUGGUUUCGUUUUGCUUCAGAGCAAAACUGUCUUUUUCAUUUCUAUCUUUACUCAACUAGGAACUUUCUUUCUGACCUUUUCCUAGACGAAUGAAAGCGGAAUGUAACUGCAUAUUGUAGAGUCCUCUUCGCUUUCUAUAUUCGUCGUCUGUUGUCUUAUAAAUUGUAAAAGUCACAGAUUAAAGAUGCACCAGAAAGAAGUUCCAACAAGAAAAGUUUUCAGAUUUAAAUAAUUAUUUGCCAUUUUAAUUUUUAUUAUAAUGCUGAAUUCUGUAUCUGAGACUUUUCUCUUUUAUGAAAGGAUUUGUUCAUUAAUGUAAUAAUUGGAUACCAGUAGAUUUAAAGUAUUAUUUAAGGGGGAAGAGGUACGGUUUGAAAUUUUUGAAAUGCCCGACUUUUUUAUUAUUUUAAAUGCAAGUACAUAACGUAAAGAAUUAGUCCAUGUGGUAAGACCGCUCCCGUCCGGAAAAAUUUCUGAUUCAGUUUCUUUGAGGAUUCCUAUUCAAAAAUGUCCCCUUUAAACAAAUCUGAAAGGUGCCGGGCGGAAUUUUUGGGCAGAAAUUGUUUAAACAAUUUUUUAAACAAAUACAUAAGAUCAGGUUUUUGCUCCCGAACAUAUAUUUUUGAAUUUUGUGGGUCAUUCUGAACAAGAAAGGUAUCUUGUAAAUUUUCUCAGAAAUUGAUAGUUUUCGAGUUAUAGGCGAUUUAAAAUCUGAAAAAUGCGAAAAUACGCAUUUUCGAGCCUUAAAAACUCAUAUUCAAAUUAGUAUUUUUGAGGUUGCCAGAUACUUAAAUUCAAGACUAAAUAUUAAACUUCAAGAUUCUGAAGAGUGAUCGCGUCUAACUUUAAUUUAUACCGUUGUUUUUUAAUUGUUAAAUAUGCGUGUUUAUCCGAUUUUUUUGCCGGUGCGGCGCGCUCCGUUUCAAAAACCUCCUAUUUUCCUCCGAAAAAUAUUUUUUCCAGAUUCUUUGGGACAUUCUAAAUAAAAUAAGUUUCUUGACAUUUUUCUCAAAAGUUAAUAGUUUUAAAGUUAUAAGCGAUUUAAAAUCCGAAAAUGCGUUUUUUUGUCAUUUUUCGGAUUUUAAAUCGCUUAUAACUUAAAAACUAUUAACUUUUGAGAAAAAUGGCAAGAAACUUAUUUUAUUUAGAAUAUCACAAAGAAUCUAGAAAAAAUAUUUUUCGGAGAAAAAUAGGAGAUUUUUGAAAUGGAGCGCACCGCACCUGCAAAAAAAUCGGAUAAACACGCAUAUUUAACAAUUAAAAAACAACGGUAUUAAUCAAAGUUAGACGCGAUAUCACUCUUAAGAAUCUUAAGCUGAAUGUUCAGUCUUCAAUCUAAGUAUCUGGCAACCUCAAAAAUACUAAUUUAAAUAUGAGUUUUUAAGCCUCGAAAAUGCGCAUUUUCGCAUUUUUCAGAUUUUAAAUCACCUAUAACUCCAAAACUAUCAAUUCCUGAGAAAAAUUACAAGAUACCUUUCUUGUUUAGAUUUACCCAAAAAAUCUAAAAAUUCAGAGCAAAAAACAUAAUCUUUUGUAUUUGUUUAAAAAAAUUGUUUAAACAAUUUCUGCCCAAAAAUUCCGCCCGGCACCUUUCUGAUUUGUUUAAAGGGGACAUUUUUGAAUAGGAAUCCACAAAGAAACUGUCUCGCCACAUGGACUAAAUACUCUCUGAAAAUUAUUAAGAGCAAACAGUAGCUAUCAACAGGUAGCAACAAACGCGUUCCAAGAUUGCGGCUCUAAUUUUGAUUAUUUUUUCGAGAUAUUUGGCACACGUAUUCGUAAUAUAAUAAAGAAUGGCGGUACAGAGCCCUAGUUUCAGAAAUAUGUUAGUAUAUGGAAAUUACUCUAUAACUAAAUAAAAUAUUGAAAAAAGGAGCCUGUACCGCCAUUAAGAAAGGCAAAAAAAUACACUUUCUUCAAAUAAAUUUUUUUUAUCCUGUGCCUAGAUUUUGUGUCACAUUGGAACUACUAAAAAUCGAUUUUUUUAUAACAAGAAAUCGAACGUCACUGACUUGGCAACAUUUUGCGCCUACGUAUAUAAAAAUUAUUGUUUUUGAUAGUAUAAAAGUCACUGUCAGUGUCGAAUCACCGACGCACUGUUGCCUCACUUUUGAAAGUUCGCAGAAGUUUCGCAAUCUUGGACCGCGUUUGUUGCUACCUGUUGAUCGCUACUGUGUGCUCUUAAGGUAAUUUAUUGAUUGUUUAUUGUUUAACAAUAAUAAUUAUGUUGAUUUUUACUUUUUUUACAAAAAAAUUCUGUAUUUUGACUUGUGAAUGAUGCCAAAGACUCAAAAAUCGUUAAAACUAAAAAUCUCGACUACGUUACUUCGAGAAAGUCAUACGUCAAUUAAAUCUUUUUGAAUUUUUUAUUUCACAUGAUCCAAUGCCGAUGUCCAACGCAAAAUCCAUUUUUUUGACGUGCCUGUAAAAAUUUGCCACAGUUGGCUUAUUUUUGAAUAUUUUGCCUUGAAACUUUUUUGAAUAUUCUUUGUAUUGUACUGAAUAUGUUUAUUAAUUUAAUUUAAACAUAAAAUAAUAAACGUAUUCAAAAAAGAUGUGCUUGAAAUGUUGAUUCAAACCAUACCCCUCUCCCCUUAACAAACGUGUGAUAUAUUGGCUCUCUAUAAAAAUUUAUCCUGAACAUAGCUUAAUAGUUAGGUUCGUUAGACAAAGAAAGCUGAUAAUAGACGGAUUACGUUUCGUCCAUAUAUAACUAGAAAUUACUUAAUUGUUUUUUUCUUCUUUUAAAUCACAUUAUAUUUAUGCUUGAAAUUAACUGCAGCCAUUGUUGCCAUAGUUUUCGUAUUUACAUUUAAUCAAUUUUGUACAUGGUAUGCAUUUAGCAUAAACAUGGUAGGUUGUAAUGUAUUUUACAUAAUAAAAAGUCAAUUCCUAUAUA
Messenger RNA from Diabrotica virgifera virgifera (western corn rootworm), 7447 nucleotides. Its product is annotated as septin-1. The record is from RefSeq and is a predicted model, not a curated record. Gene Ontology annotation, molecular function: molecular adaptor activity; GTPase activity; GTP binding. NCBI's taxonomy places the organism in Eukaryota, Metazoa, Arthropoda, Insecta, Coleoptera, Chrysomelidae. Gene Ontology annotation, cellular component: synaptic vesicle; microtubule cytoskeleton; septin complex. Bases 142 to 1212 code for a protein of 356 amino acids. Gene Ontology annotation, biological process: cytoskeleton-dependent cytokinesis; cell division; regulation of exocytosis. The transcript has 6 exons.